AUGACUAGUUACGAAAAUGGUUUGGAAGCUGAACAAGAAGAUACAAAAUCCUUAUCUUCUGAACAUGAAGUAGACCCUGCUGGGGGAACACGUUUGGAAGAGACAAAUGAUGAAGAUGUACCAGAAGACAAUGUUGAAUGUGGCAUUACUGAAGAAUGGAUUGAACCUGAUUUUGCGCAAUUGAGGAGCUUGCUUCAAUUUUUGGAUAUUGACAAAGAACCAGAACAUAUUCAGUUUUCGGACUUCGAAGGGAAGGAGUUUGUAAGUAUUGAACAAGCAGAAUCUUUUUAUUUUUUGUACGGAAAGCCAUUAGUAAUACUACUUGGGUCUAAUAAUCAUGACAAAACGUGUGUGUUUGGAGCUGCACUCCUUGAUAAUGAGACUUUGACCACAUAUGAUUGGGUAUUGGAAACAUUUUUAGAGUGCAUGGGUGGUAAGAUGCCGUCAGCAGUUUUGACAGACGGUUGCAAAGCAAUGAACAAAGCACUGGAUAAUAUUAUGCCUGGUGUUCCACAUCGUAUUUGCUCGUGGCACAUACUAAAAAAUGCAAUGCACCAUGUACACAAUAUAGCAUUCCAUCAAGAAUUGAAGAAAUUUAUUUUCAGAUAUUACAAGGAGGAAGAAUGGGAGUAUAAUUGGAAAGUGACUGUGAAUAAAUAUAGAUUGAUAGGAAAUGCAUGGGUGGAAGCACAAUAUGGCACAAGAAAGCAGUGGACAGAUACUUUUCUUCGUGGUAUUUAUUUUGGUGGAGCUACUGCUACCGGUAGAUGCGAAUCUAUGAAUGCAUUCUUGAAAAGAGAUUUGCAAAAUAAAAUACCAUUGUGGAUGUUUAUACGACACUUUGACCAUGCUUUAUCUAUGUUACGUUACAAGAAGAUGAAAGAACACUACAAAACUAAUUUGACUGAACCGGUUUUGAACCAGACAACUAUGCCGUGUGUGGAGGAUGAAAUUUCUUCAAUUUUCACAAGGGAAAUUUUUACAAUGAUAAGAAAGGAGAUACGGCGUGGCGAUAAUUAUAUUGUCCUAAAGGAUGAUAAGAUACCAGGUUACACUCUUUGUUUGAAUUUGGAGAGAAGAAGUUUGCCAAUUUGUUUGGUAAAUAGACGUUGGCUAAAAGAUGCUAAAGAAGUUCAACUGUUAACUCAAGGUAAUGAAAGAAAGUGUCCUGAUCCUGAAGUUAUUGAAAAUUCUAGGUACGGUGGUGUAACCACACAAACUACUAUCACGUCGUACCUUGCUACAAGAUCGCGAGAAGCAUUUCAAAAGGCUAUGAAAGUUAUAUCAGAGUUGAAUGCAGAAUUGGAAAAAAUACCACCAGAUGAAGAGUUAAAACAUCCUCAAAGUGAUGAAGGAGUAUUUCCUAAUAAUAUUUUGGACUCUCAGAUUAAAAAAACAAAAGGCAGAACAACUAUAGCUAGUUUGUCGAAAUCAUUCUCUGGAGGUACAAAGAAGAGAAAACCAAAAAAAUCGCUAUUACAUUGCAAGUAUUGUGGUGAGGUUGGACAUGAUUCAAGGAAUUGUCCUAUGCAGCCAAAGUCCACUACAAAGAAAAAUGGUCAUUGGAAGAAUAAGAAGAAAAAAAUCAAUCCAUGA
Messenger RNA from Humulus lupulus (European hop), 1596 nucleotides. RefSeq names its product protein FAR1-RELATED SEQUENCE 4-like. Gene Ontology annotation, molecular function: zinc ion binding; nucleic acid binding. Lineage: Eukaryota; Viridiplantae; Streptophyta; Magnoliopsida; Rosales; Cannabaceae. The coding region runs from base 1 to 1596 and encodes 531 amino acids. The transcript is spliced from 4 exons. The record is from RefSeq and is a predicted model, not a curated record. Gene Ontology annotation, biological process: regulation of DNA-templated transcription.